This is a messenger RNA of Acromyrmex echinatior (Panamanian leafcutter ant), 1895 nucleotides long. RefSeq names its product mitochondrial-processing peptidase subunit alpha. Gene Ontology annotation, molecular function: metalloendopeptidase activity; metal ion binding. Gene Ontology annotation, cellular component: mitochondrion. The record is from RefSeq and is a predicted model, not a curated record. Lineage: Eukaryota; Metazoa; Arthropoda; Insecta; Hymenoptera; Formicidae.
UUUAUCUAUAUAUAUUAACGAGAUGUAUCGUUAUCAAAUGUGCUUACGUAUUCUCGCUUGUAAAUCCGUUGUAUGAGAGAACGUGAAAGAUUCUAUCGAGAUUCGCUGUCAUUCUUUUCUUUCUGCAAAUACAUCUGUAUUUUUAUUGUGUCUCAAGCACAUCUCUAAUAAUAUUCUGUAGCUUUCGGCAGUUAGAAUUACAUCUGUAUGAUACAUAUCUCUCCAAAUUGACAAAAUACUCUCGAGAAUGUUGCAAAGACCUUUAAUUAUUUCGCUUAAAAAAAGCUCAACUCGCUCACAAUAUCUCAAUGCCUGGCAAAGAUGUAACUUUUCCUCCCAAAAAAUACCUCUUGAUUUAAAGGAGAAUCAUAAGAAAAUCGUUACAUCAUUUCCACCAUUGACAGAAUCCAUCCCGAAUUUACCAAAAGCUAUUUAUUCGACUGCGAAAGAGGAGCAUCAAAUAACGCACAUCACUGUUUUACCAAAUGGUUUGAAAGUUGCAUCUGAAAAUCGAUUUGGACAAUUUUGUACUAUAGGUGAGCAUUCUACAAACACAUUUGACAGCAAGGAUAAGAUAAUGCUGGCAUUAGAAAAGCAUGGUGGUAUAUGUGACUGUCAAGCAUCUCGUGACACAUUUGUCUACGCAGCAUCGGCAGAACGUCGUGGAUUAGAUAUAGUAACUCAAAUUUUGAGUGAUGUUGUCUUAAGACCUCAAAUUACAGAGGAAGAAGUACAAAUAGCUAAACAAACAGUACAUUUUGAAUUGGAAUCUUUACACACCAGGCCAGAACAAGAGUCUAUAUUAAUGGACAUGAUUCAUUCUGCUGCAUAUAAGCACAACACAUUAGGUUUACCCAAGAUCUGUCCAGAAAAGAAUAUUGAAAAAAUUGAUAGAAAAACUUUACAUACGUAUCUCAAGCAUCAUUAUGUACCAAAUAGAAUGGUAAUUGCUGGAGUUGGUAUUGAACAUGAUGACCUGAUCCACGCCGUUACUAAAUAUUUUGUAGAUCAAAAAUCUAUCUGGGAGGAACAACCUGAUCUUAUUUUCCCAAAUAAUGCAAAUACUGUCGAUGUGUCCAUCGCACAAUAUACUGGAGGAUAUGUUUUGGAGGAAUGUAAUGUGCCAAUUUAUGCUGGACCCAGUGGCUUGCCUGAAUUAUCACACAUUGCAAUAGGUUUAGAAGGCUGUUCUCAUCAAGAUCCAGAUUUUGUUGCUAUGUGUGUACUAAAUAUGAUGAUGGGAGGCGGUGGCAGUUUUAGUGCUGGUGGUCCUGGAAAGGGCAUGUACACGCGUUUGUACACCAAUGUGUUGAAUAGAUAUCAUUGGUUAUACAGUGCAACUGCAUACAAUCAUGCUUAUGCAGACACUGGUCUAUUUUGUAUUCACGCUUCAUGCACACCGUCUCACGUGAAGGAUAUGGUGGAAGUAAUUGUACACGAGAUGGUCACCAUGACAAGCGGAAUCUCUGAUAGCGAAUUAGCAAGAGCCAAGAAACAAUUGCAAUCGAUGCUGCUUAUGAAUCUAGAACAACGGCCCGUUGUAUUUGAAGACAUUGGUAGACAAGUCCUAGCGACUGGUACUAGGAAACGGCCAGAAUAUUUCAUACAAGCUAUUGAUGGAAUAUCUAAAGAUGACAUCAACAGAGUAGCGCGACGUUUAUUGAAAUCAGCACCUUGCUUAGCGGCACGCGGUGAAGUGAAGACUAUACCUUCCAUGGUGGAUAUUCAAAACGGCUUACUUAAUGCGCAAGGUCGGUUACCUGGUUCUCGUAGCAGAUUAUCACUUUUUCGUUAAAAUCUUGCAUAAGAUAUUCCAGUCUUCUCAUCUUAAAUAAAUGUCACUUAUUCAUAUCCAGUUGUAUAUUAAUAAAAAACAUCGAACAUUCAAUUUUAAA